Molecule: messenger RNA, 2374 nt
Organism: Biomphalaria glabrata
Lineage: Eukaryota; Metazoa; Mollusca; Gastropoda; Planorbidae
Exons: 6
Coding region: 75-1100 (341 amino acids)
Source: RefSeq, a predicted model, not a curated record
UACUGUCUAUAUAAACAACACUUAUACUGUCUAUAUAAACAAUAGUUGUUUCCUUUGUCGUAACACAAAAGAAAAUGACUUUGUUUCAAAACCUUGUUUUGUUUGUAUUUAUUUGUGCACAUGCUGGAGCAGAACUUGUCAUUGAUGCCCAGCCAGAAGUCAUAUCGCUAGAGCUGACUCCACAACUUGUGGUCAACUGUUCUAUAACAGACAGCCAUGUCCCAGGACUUGAUACCAUCAACUCUUUAUCUCUGUCACGUUAUAACGAGACUAAGAAAGAAUUUGAUGUUUUGCUCUCACUGGACACGCACACAUUGAGUCUCCAGCAACUGGUUCAAUUCAGACAUGCGCAAAUCAGUUUUGGAAAUCUGUAUGUCACUUUAACUCUUCGAAAUCCAACUCAGUCUGAUGCCAAAGUGUACAGAUGUAAUGUCAGUGGAGAUAGUUCAUUGUGGAAGAAUAUUACUCGGGUGUCUAAGAAGGAAAUAAAAUAUGAAACAAAUCUAACAGUAUUGCUCGAAGAGAUACGACGUUUGAAAGAAGAGAAAGACAGAGAUCAACUCUCUUGUAAGAAAGAAGAACUUAAUGGUCUUAACAAGAUACAUUCUAAACUUCUUUUUGUUGGAAAUUCUAAAGUUGUCAAAGAACUAUUUGAUCCCUUAACACUGACAUGCUCCAUUCAGGAUCUUAUGAAUGAUCGAAAUGAAACUUCUACAGUUCAAUCUAUUUACAUACUUCACGAGGCGAAUGGAUUUAUUGCAACCAUAUCAAAAGAUCAACCUGUUGUCACAACCAACCAAGAUGUUAACCUUCUUGCAGUUAAAGGCAAACUCCACGACGAUUCAUCUAAAAACUCCAAUCUUCAAGUCACAUGGACCAAUCCAAAAUUUUCAGAAUCUGGGAAAUACUUCUGUGGAGCUCAUAUCAAUAAUGCACAAGGAAGAAAUGAACAUUGGAAUGAAAUGUUAACAAUUACUGUUGAAAGGCUACAAUUUGAUGAUAUAGUGAAAGUCAUGUAUGAUAUACAAAGACAAGUAGAUGAAGACAAGAAAAGGCUACAAACUUUUCAUGAAAAUCUUACAAACAAUUUCAUAAUUUAAAACACAAAUCUACAAAGUAUUGAAAACGUGAGAAGGGAUGUAACAACUAAUCAAGAAAGCAUCAAUGGCAUUAAAGAUGAAUUACUCAGCAAUAAACAAAAUAUAGUGAACAAUAAGAAAGAAGAACACACUACGCGAGCAAACAUUAGUGGCAUUCAGGAAGAAUUACUUAGGAAUCAACAAAAUAUAGUGAACAAUAAGAAAGAUAUAAAUACUACGCAAGACAGCAUUAGAGACAUUCAGGAAGAAUUACUUAGGAAUCAACAAAAUAUAGAGAACGUGAAAGAAGAGUUACAAUCAAAGCAAGAUAGCAUGAAAAGUAUUCAAGAUGAAUUACUCAGCAAUCUACAUAAUACGAAUAUAUCCUCUAUAUGGACGGUUUUAUCAAAUGUUUCAACUGCUGUAAUGGACAUGAAGGAUGACAUUGACAAAGGAAAGACAGAUAUCAAACAAAUAAAAUCUUUAAUAACCAAGCUUCACCAUAGGUCUUGUCGUGACGUCAACAGCACAGACGAUCGAGUGGUCGUAACCUUAGCAUCCGGGUUAAAGGUCAUGUGUGACACCAAGACAGACGGUGGUGGAUGGAUCAUCUUUCAGAGAAGAAUCAACGGAAAUGUAGAUUUCUAUAGAGGCUGGAAGGAGUAUCGUGACGGCUUUGGAGAUUACAACAUUGGUGAAUUUUAUCUGGGAAAUGAAAAUAUUUAUAUGUUAACAUCUACUGGGCAGUAUAAUUUAAGAAUUGAUUUGAAAUAUGAGAACAAGGCAUUUUUCGCGCAAUAUUCAAGUUUUAAAAUAUUGAGUGAAAAAGAGAAAUAUAAAUUAAACAUAGGAGUCUAUUCAGGAAAUGCUGGUGAUAGUUUUUCAAGGCACAAUAACUCAUUCUUUAGCACUUUCGAUAGAGAUAACGACGAGCAUAGUUCUAACUGUGCAGUGUCAUACACAGGAGCCUGGUGGUACCACAGUCCAUGCCAUAGCUGUAACUUAAACGGUAAAUGGGGAAGUUCCGUUCAUGGCAAAGGUGUUAUCUGGUAUAAGUUAAGUAGGUUUGAUUCAAGUGUUUCCUUUACCGAGAUGAAAAUAAGAGAAAUAUUAUAAGAUUAGAAGCGUACUUGAUAUGUCUCAAAAGUUAUAUUUUAUAUUUUCUUCUCAAUGCUCGAGGACACAUAGUAGGCUAGUCUAAAUUUUGCCUUUUUUUUUAGUUCAAAGCCAAUUUAAAAAAAUAAAUAAGUAUGACAUUAAAUAUUGAAGUGAUAUUAAACGAAUCCCCUACACGU